UGCGCUCUUGACAAACCACCUUUCCCGAGCGGCAGCAGAAACAUACACCGGCCGGAGGUCGCAUCGCCAAAGCAACCAUGAAGCUCUUCGUCGCUGUCGCCCUCAUCUCCCUGGGCAUCCACGCUGAGGCUUUCGGCCUUUUCCGCUCUGGUCUCUACGGCUCUGGCUUCGGCGGUCUCUAUGGCGGAGGCUUCGGCUCUGGCCUCUACGGAGGUGGCCUUCUCGGCUCUGGCCUCUACGGCGGCGGUCUAGGCUAUGGUCUUUCUGGCCUCUACGGCGGAGGUUUUGGCUCUGGUCUUUCUGGCCUCUACGGCGGUGGCCUCCUGGGCUCUGGUCUUUCUGGCCUUUACGGCGGUGGACUGCUGGGCUCUGGUCUUUCUGGCCUUUACGGCGGUGGACUGGGCAGCACUCGUCUGCUCGGUCUGGGCGGUCUGAGUGGUUUCGGCUACCCUGGUCUCUUUGGUUCCAGCUACGGAGGAUUGCUCGGAGGCCUCGGCAGCCCACUUGGAGGUCUCAGCUCCAUCGGUAGCUUCGGCUUUGGAAGCCCACUCAGCGGAUUUGGCAGCUUUGGAAGCCCCUUCGGAGGCUUCGGCUCAUUUUCUGCUGGACUUGGAGCCCCCAGGAAAUUUCCCGGCGACCUCCGCCUCAUCACUGAGCCCACCUCCCGCCUUCCCCUUUCCGAGGGUGUCUACAUUGGUGUAGUGCGCCAGCGCCUGGUGCCGGCCCCCUACCCAGUCCCACGUCCAGUCCCAGUUCCACGCCCAGUCCCGGUCCCACAGCCAUUCCCAGUUGACGUGCCAGUCCCACAACCAUUCCCAGUCCCAGUGCCGAAACCAGAACCAAUCCACACCGUCACUGAAGUGACCAACACCGCAGUCAUCGAGCCCGUCACAACCGCAGUGGUACACCAGCGCGCACCCGAAAUCACCAACCAAGUCCUUUGGAGAGCACCUUACUCCGGCGACAGACAAACACAUCCCUGCAGGAGGUCGCCUAACUGCGGAAACAUGAAGCUCUUCAGUGCUGUCGCACUCCUAUCCUUCGCCAUUCCAGCUUGCCUUGGUGCCGGCAUCAAGUCAGUCGUCACAGGCGGCGCUGCCCUUCCCGGAACAGUACGCGCUGCUACAUUGAGUUCUCUGCCCGCAGUCACUACACUCACCGGUGGCCUGACUGGUGUCGGCUCCAGCCCGAGUGUGGUCAGUUCCGUGGUCGGCCCCUCUUCGAUCGGCGGAGGCCUCACAGGUGGACUCACCGGCGGGUCCUUCGGCAGCUGGCCCGGAUCCUUUGGCGGAGUUUUGGGCGGUCUCUCUGGUUCUUACCCUGGAUACCUCGGUGGGCUCGGUGGUAGCUACUGGGGAGGCUACCCGGGCUCUCUCGGUGGUUCUCUUGGCGGUUACUUUGGCUCUUACCCUGGCUUCGUUGGUGGAUUCGGCCGCGGAAUCUACGGAAGCUGGCCCGGAUACUUCGGUGGAUCUCUGGGUGGUUUAUACGGAUCCUACCCCGGCAGCUUUGGUGGAUCUCUGACUAGACUCUACGGCUCCUACCCAGGCAGCUUCGGCGGAUCUCUAGGCGGUCUCUUCGGAUCCUACCCCGGCAGCUUCGGCGGAUCUCUAGGCGGUCUCUACGGUUCCUACCCCGGCAUCUACGGUGGAUCUCUCGGCGGUCUGUUCGGCUCCUACCCCGGCCGCUUCGGAGGAUCUCUGGGUGGCCUCUUCGGAUCCUACCCCGGCAGCUUCGGCGGAUCUCUGGGUGGCCUCUUCGGAUCCUACCCCGGCAGCUUCGGCGGAUCUCUGGGUGGCCUCUUCGGUUCCUACCCCGGCCGCUUCGGCGGAUCUCUGGGUGGCCUCUUUGGAUCCUACCCCAGCAGCUUCGGUGGAUCUCUGGGUGGCCUCUUCGGAUCCUACCCUGGCAGCUUCGGCGGAUCUCUGGGUGGCCUCUACGGAUCCUACCCCGGUAGCUUCGGCGGAUCUCUGGGUGGUCUCUACGGAUCCUACCCCGGAAUCUAUGGUGGAUCCCUAGGUGGCCUUUAUGGUUCCUACCCCGGAAGCUAUGGUGGAUCUUUCGGUGGAAUGUUCGGAUCUUCCCCCGGCCUUGGCUAUGGUAGUGUUGCCAGCCUCUUCGGAAGAGGAGCCUAUCCUUCUUUCUAUGGAGCUACCUCACUGAACCUCCUGGGUCCCCGUUCGUUUGGCAUCUUCGGUCGAUUCCCACCACCACCCGGUCUUGGAGCCGCGGAGCGCAGGGGACAGUUCCUACCACACCCCGUUGACAUCCGCACAACCUCUGACCCCCUAACUGGCCACCCCAUGGUCCAAGCUGUCUACUAUGGCCUCCUGCGCGAACGCAUCGUGCCUGUGCCAGUCCCGGUUCCACAGGACGUCCCGUACCCAGUACCAUACCCAGUCCCACAGCCAUACCCAGUCCAACGGCCAAUUCCUCAACCAGUCCCAUACCCUGUUGCGCAGCCAGUGCCAGUCCACACAAACACCGAAGUGCACAAGACCGACGUCGUGGCCAAGACCGAGCGCGGCCCAGUUCUCGUCGACCAGGCCAUCACUGACGUCCGAUCAAACCGAGUCAACUAA
Molecule: messenger RNA, 2582 nt
Organism: Dermacentor andersoni
Lineage: Eukaryota; Metazoa; Arthropoda; Arachnida; Ixodida; Ixodidae
Source: RefSeq, a predicted model, not a curated record